AAACAUUUAAUAGAGCAACAUAACAUGAUAAUAACAAUGGGUUUCUGUUAAGAGUACGUAAUGGGCCUAAUGGGCCUGGGCUGGCGGUAUAGCCCGUUAGUCAUAGGGUUAAUUAGAGAUAAGGGUCGCUUGCUUAGGGGUCAAGUAAGCUUUGCUGGGGAGUCAAGUAAACCUCUCUAUAUAAGGGGAGGAGAUGUAUCAAUCUAAUCAAGCAAGAAUUAAGAAGGAAAUCCCUUCCCUCUUGCUCGGCCGUGGCAAAAAGGCCCCCGGCCGGCCCUCUCGCGCCCUCCUUCUAGCAGGACCAUAACAAUCUGGUAUCAGCUUUUCCAGAUUCGAUCAUGUCCAGCCCUCCACCGAGUUCUUCCCACCCGCCGCCGCCGCACACCUACCCGCUGCUACCAGCGUCUUCAUCGGCGCUGCUGCCCCACACAGAAGGCGCGCCGGCAUUGGGCGUGCUGGCGUCCUCAGGGGCGAUUGCACCCUCUGCCCCGGCCCCGGCGCCGUCCGCCCUUGUCCUCACCCCGGAGCAGAUGACAGCCGCAAUCCUGGAAUUAUGGCAGGCCGUGGCGGGCAUCAAGGCCUAACUCGUCGGGCCCUAUGCACCCCAGUCGCAUCCCCAGCAGCCACCUCCUCCGCCGCCACACCAACAGCAGCUACCCCCGCCGCCGCCGCCCUUGGACGCGACCACGGCGCCGGUCAUCUCUGUUAGAGUUAUAAUAUAAGUCAUGUACCCCUUUGUAUUUAUCUCGUUGUAUGAGGGGUUUCCUGCAUAUGUUCCACACCUGUACAUGUAUAUAUAUAUCGGCCUAUGGCCUCAUGGGAAUACAAGUUGCAUAUUCCUAACAUGGUAUUAGAGCUAGGUCAAUUUUAUAGCACGCGCAACUCGUGCGAUUGAUCCAUCCGAUCGAUCUCCAACCGCUGCUCGAAGCUCGUCCUUCUCGAUCGAAACAGGGCCCCGUCCCUCGCGGCUUCAUCCCUGGGUGCUGUCGAUCCGGCUGGAUCCGGCUAGUCCCGCUCGCAGCUGGCCGUCAACGGGCCCGAUCGGCCUAGUCCCGCUCGCAGCCGGCCUCGAUCUCCCAGCAGCCGCCUGAUCCAACAGCGCUGCUCUCCCACUCGAAGCUGCUCCAUAGCCAGCGCCUGAUCCCAGGGCGCUCGUCCCAGCCGCCCGUCCCGCCUGAUCCCGAUCUCCCAGGGCGCUCGUCCCAGCCGCCCGUCCCGCGGGCUGCCCAGGAGCUCGUCCGAAGCUCCAGUAGCCAGCGCCUGAUCCUGAUCUGGUUGUUCUAGUCCGAUCCAAAAAAAAAUGUCUGCUGCCUCGGGUUUUGUUGCUGUCCCUCGCUGUCCGGUGAUCUUUGAUGGUACUAACUACACCGAGUUCACUGGCUUCAUGCGCAUUCACAUGCGUGGCAUUCGUCUUUGGGGUGUUCUUUCUGGCGAGGUCUGCUGUCCCCCACGUCCAGUUCCUCCGGUGGCCCCUACUCCGCCAACUCCAUCGGUUCUUCCUACGGAUGCUAAUCAGGCCGCCAAGGAUGCGGCUAAGGUUGCUGAUGAGGCUGCUGAUCGUGCUUAUGAUGAGAGGGUUUUGGCUUAUGAGGAGGCUCUUCAGUUGUAUCAUGGUGCUCUGUCUGCUUACACCCAGUGGCUUGAUGAUGAUGCUCGUGCUGCAGCUGUUCUCACUGCUAGUGUUCUGCCUCAGUUUGCUUCUGAAUUUCUGGGUCUUUCUACUGUCUUUGAGAUGUGGACCCGUCUUCGUGAGCGCUAUCAGCCCUCUGGUGAUGCCUUAUACCUCUCUGUGAUCCGUCAGGAGCAUGCUCUUCAGCAGGGUGACUCUACUGUUGAUGACUUCUAUGCACAGAGUUCUGCUAUCUGGCGUCAGCUUGAUUCUCUCCGUAGUGCUGGGUGUCGUACCUGCCCCUGUUGCCAGGCUGUCCAGGCCAAUUUGGAGUUUCAUCGCGUCUAUGAGUUCUUGUCUCGGCUCCGUAAGGAGUUUGAGCCCCGGCGUGCUCAGUUGUUUGCUCGUGGCCGUAUUUCUCUCAUGGAGGCGCUUUCUGAGAUUCGUGCAGAGGAGACUCGCUUACGUGGUGCUGGUUUGCUGGAGGUUCCCUCUGUGCUUGCUACUCGUGCUCCUACGCCACCUGCUCCAUCGACCACUUCUCGCUCGAGUGCUCCGCCGCUCUUGCCCACUCCUUCUGGAGGCUCAGGUCGCCCCCGUCCACACUGCGCCUAUUGCAACAAUGAUGGUCAUCUUGAGUCUCAGUGCUAUACGAAGAAGAAACACCUGCGCAAGGCUCGAUCAUCAUCUUCAGGGACUUCGUCGUCUACCUCGACAGCUUCAGCCAUUGCUUUGACUGAGCAGGAUAUUCUGAGACUUAAGCGUCUGCUCGCGGCUUCAGGUUCUUCCUCGACGGGUACUGCCGGUUCUGUGACUGAUGCUUCCCGCACUGAGCAAUCACCCUCUACACAGUCAGGACCGUCACACGCACACUCUGGUUGGGGCUGGCCCUCGCCGCCGUGAUUCUCAGGGUCUUUGGGAGUUGGACUGGCUUCAUGUUCCUUCUGCUGCCACCACCAUCGCCAGUUCUUC
Molecule: messenger RNA, 2581 nt
Organism: Triticum urartu
Lineage: Eukaryota; Viridiplantae; Streptophyta; Magnoliopsida; Poales; Poaceae
Source: RefSeq, a predicted model, not a curated record